Messenger RNA from Anoplopoma fimbria (sablefish), 978 nucleotides. RefSeq names its product dehydrogenase/reductase 12-like a (gene dhrs12la). Lineage: Eukaryota; Metazoa; Chordata; Actinopteri; Perciformes; Anoplopomatidae. The record is from RefSeq and is a predicted model, not a curated record. The transcript is spliced from 10 exons. Bases 16 to 978 code for a protein of 320 amino acids.
AGACACACCAUCACCAUGUCUCUGUACCGCAACUCCGCCUGGUUCCUGAAGGGAGUGACCGAGUUCACCAGGAGUGCCUUCCUGGCGGCCUCCAAGAGUUUUGUGGAGAAGGACCUGGAGGUGUCCAUGGCCGGACGCGUCUUCAUGAUAACAGGAGCCAACAGCGGCAUUGGGAAAGCGACCGCCAUGGCCAUCGCCAAGAAAGGUGGAACGAUCCACAUGGUGUGCAGGAACAAGGACAAGGCCGAGGAGGCGAGGGCUGAUAUCGUCAAGGAGACGGGAAAUAAAGAGGUGUAUGUUCACAUCCUGGACCUGUCUGAGACCAGGAAGGUCGGGGAGUUUGCCGAGGCCUUCAAGAGGAAGUACAAAGCGCUCAAUGUACUGAUCAAUAACGCCGGCUCCAUCAUGAGUCAAAGGGACGUGAACACUGAGGGGCUGGAGAAGAGCUUCGCCUCCAACGUCCUUGGGGUUUACAUUCUCACCAAGACUCUCAUUCCGUUGCUGGAGAAGAGCGCAGAUCCCAGAGUGAUCACAGUGUCUUCAGGGGGAAUGUUGGUGCAGAAGCUCAGGACGGGAAACCUUCAGUCUGAGAGGGGUCGCUAUGACGCCACCAUGGUCUACGCCCAGCACAAAAGGCAGCAGGUGGUGAUGACAGAGCAGCUGGCAAAGACUCACACUAACAUCCACUUCUCCGUCAUGCACCCCGGCUGGGUCGACACUCCAGCGGUGGCCAACGCCAUGCCAGACUUCCAUCGCUCCAUGAAGGACAGUCUGAGGGCCCCGGAGCAGGGGGCCGACACCGUGGUUUGGUUGGCCAUGUCUGAGGCUGCAACCACAAACCCCAACGGCCUUUUCUACCAAGACCGAAAGAUGGUGUCCGCCCACCUGCCGCUGGCCUGGACCCGCAGCUCCCCCCUGGAGGAGCAGAAGUUAAUGUCUCUGCUGGAGGAAUUGGCCAAGACGUUUCAGCCACACUGA